AUGCCUCAAACGUGUGACAUGCUAACUGGCACAUAAACGACAACUGCAUGUAGUAUAUUCUGUACAUCGUCAAAUACGGGUAAAUAAAGACAUACAAGUAAACAAUCGAACACCGAUAGUUCAUGGACCAAAGGUUGGUUACAUAACACUCAUGCACAGUAGUGCACUACUUAUUAAAUCAACCAAUUCAAUAAAAUGUUCGAGGAAUACUUGUACGUAAUUAAACGCUGACGUUUAUGUGAAUUGAUAUAGAUUGUUGUCGUCGCUUUUGUUCGCAAUGUAACUGAAUUGACCCUUUUCACUCAAGCUUCAAAUAUAUCCUCCGCGGAGUCCAUGACCGUAAGUUAAAUUCCAGCGUUAUACGUGCAAACCACGUUUGACUGAGAUAAAGGGGAUAUAUCAGAUGAGGCAUCCCACGGAGGUAAUGAUUUCUCACACCAGUUUUAACAUAGACUUAUCAUUACCAUCCCUGAACUUCGGCUAAAGUGAGAUUAAACAGAGCUUAAAGCAAGGAUUCAUUUUGCUUUGACAGUUUGAACGGAAAUCAGAUGUCACAGGGUCAAAUUCUACAUCCUGUAAACAGUAUAGGCCUAUAUGGAGGAUCACGUGCUGGUAGAAGUAGCAGAGUCCAUCUCGUUUAUUGAGAGAUGCAUGGUUGCCAUCGGAACAAACCCCUCCCAUGCUACUCUCCUUGCCGAGCUCCUGGUAACAGCCGACCGUAGAGGGCACUACAGCCAUGGCAUAAAUCGCAUCGAUGUUUACCUUGGUAACGUUGAACGAGGCGUGACUGCUAAGGAUGGCAAACCUGUUAUUAUAAAAGAGAUGGCUGGAACAGCUUGGGUAGAUGGGAAGAACUUGCUUGGUCCUAUCGUUGGUCAAUUCUGCGUGGACCUUGCCAUCGAGAAGGCUAAGCAAGCUGGUAUAGGAUGGGUCGUGGCAAAAGGUUCAAACCACUAUGGCAUAGCAGGUUGGUACUCUAUGAGGAUAAAGGAUGCUGGAAUGAUUGGUUUGAGUUUCACUAACACAUCUCCUUGCACCUUUCCUACCAGAUCGAGACAGAUUAUCACCGGUUCGAACCCCUUAGCAUGCAGUGCUCCUGCCGAGAACGGGGAUAGUUUUGACUUAGACAUGGCUACCACGACCGUGGCAUAUGGCAAGGCUGAAAUAUGUCAUCUGAAGGGACAAUCUUUACCAAAAGGAUGGGGUUGUGAUUCAGGCGGAAAGGAGACCUCUGAUCCAAGCGAGGUACUUAACGGAGGGGGCCUUCAGCCCCUUGGAGGAGAGGAGAUAACGGGGGGAUAUAAGGGAACUGGUCUUGCUCUUAUGGUGGAGGUGUUGACUGGUAUAUUGGGAGGGGCACACUUUGGUUCCAACAUCAGAAAAUGGCACGGUGGUGACAGAGAAGCUGACCUGGGUCAGUGUUUUGUGGCAAUAAAUUCUGAUGCAUUCGCUCCCGGAUUUUCAGAGAGGAUGACGUCAUUGAUGGCAUCGUGCAGGAAUUCUGAACCAGCAGAUGGGGAAACGGAAGUACUAGUUGCAGGCGACCCUGAGAGAGUCCAUAUGGAGAAAGUAAGACAAGAAGGGGGAAUAACUUAUCACAAGAAUCUAAUAACGAAAUUGAAUGGCAUUUCAACAAGGCUGAAGGUGGAUCCAAUUGUUGUCAAGAAUCAUGACGCUGAAAAAGUUGUGGACUAAUAAUGGGAUCAUAUCGAUCGAAUCGGCCCAAUCAUGGCCCAAACUCGACGGCCAUGAUAAAUGCAAGUGGCUUGUCAUUUUCAUCGAAAUACCUGUCAUACUCGUCGCUACAAGUCUACAUACCGGACGUCACUGUUUUCCGACUGGACGCACUCAUUUGAUAAAUAUAGAACUUAUUCUUGCCCAUAUUUUUUAAUAGACAUGAUUUAUAAUCUGCUGACCAACUAAGUGUAAGCUCAGAAUUUAUUUAAAUUACUCCAAAUGCACGAUUCCACUAACGGGACCUUAUUUCGUAUUCUAGGUGUGACGCGGCAAUAAAGCAGGUCAUGAAAAAUAUUCUAAAAAUAAUGAUGAUUAAAACUUUUGAUACCCUACCGGAAUGAAGAAUUAUCUAAUUCCCUCUAUCAUUUUACGUUGGUAAAUAUAAAAAAUCAUAAUAUGAA
Lytechinus pictus (painted urchin) is the source of this 2138-nucleotide messenger RNA. RefSeq lists its product as uncharacterized. The record is from RefSeq and is a predicted model, not a curated record. The transcript is spliced from 11 exons. Lineage: Eukaryota; Metazoa; Echinodermata; Echinoidea; Temnopleuroida; Toxopneustidae. Gene Ontology annotation, molecular function: oxidoreductase activity. Bases 595 to 1695 code for a protein of 366 amino acids.